Molecule: messenger RNA, 414 nt
Organism: Diospyros lotus (date-plum)
Lineage: Eukaryota; Viridiplantae; Streptophyta; Magnoliopsida; Ericales; Ebenaceae
Exons: 2
Coding region: 1-414 (137 amino acids)
Source: RefSeq, a predicted model, not a curated record
AUGGCCUCCAAAGGGGCUGAACUGGGACUGGUUCUGGCCCUUUCUGCCAUGCUAUGGAUUACUGCCGCAGCUCAAUCAGGCUGCACAAGGGCCCUCAUGAGCUUGGCCCCAUGCCUCAAGUACGUCACAGCAAUUCGUCGACGCCAUCGUCAUCUUGCUGCACUCAGCUCAGCGGCGUUGUUCAGUCACAGCCUUGCUGCCUUUGUUCACUGCUCAACGGCGCAACCGCUUGUGGUUUGCAGACUCCGCCGGUUAGCCAAUAGCCAGUGCAACGCUGCUCCAAAUGCGCCCACGGCUUCAGCAAUUACUCCGGCGGAGUGGCAAUUUGAUCCAACUAUGCCAUCAGUAUCAGAUACUCCAUCGGCAGGUAUUCAAAGAGAGGUUGAAAAAAGAAGAAAGAAAUUGUACAUAUAA